Messenger RNA from Acipenser ruthenus (sterlet), 2169 nucleotides. RefSeq names its product G-protein coupled receptor 83-like. Gene Ontology annotation, molecular function: neuropeptide Y receptor activity. NCBI's taxonomy places the organism in Eukaryota, Metazoa, Chordata, Actinopteri, Acipenseriformes, Acipenseridae. Gene Ontology annotation, cellular component: membrane. The coding region runs from base 1 to 1230 and encodes 409 amino acids. The transcript has 5 exons. Gene Ontology annotation, biological process: neuropeptide signaling pathway. The record is from RefSeq and is a predicted model, not a curated record.
AUGGAUUUGCCCGUGCCUUUCUCCACCAAGUACUUCAAACCUCGGUUUCCGAAUCGCACUUCCCUGGAGACGGUCCGUCAGGAUUUCAACACGUCCUUCGGCACCCUGUCUUUGCAGGACGUCUGUGAUAUGAUAGCUUUACUGCAUGCCGACAACAACACGCAGAAGACCCUGCUAAUUGUCGCCUACUUGUUCAUCAUGACCUUCUCGCUUUUCGGAAACCUGCUGGUGUGCCUCGUCGUGGUCAAGAUGAAAAUUAAGCAUGCCAUCACCAAUUUCUUCAUCUUCAAUCUGGCUUUAGCACAUCUAAUGCUAACUAUUCUCAACAUGCCGUUUACAUUGGCUCGCUUUGUGAGCAGCACUUGGGACUUCAGGAAGGCGAUGUGUCAUAUGAACCGCUUCACACAUUACUGCUCCCUCCACGUGUCCACCUUCACCCUCACUGCUAUCUCGCUGGAAAUAUAUCAGGCAAUCAUGCAUCCACUGAAGCCACGCAUGACAGCAGCCCGAGGGAUCACCUACAUCUCAUUCCUCUGGAUCAUGGCUUCCUGCUUCUCUUUGCCCCACACCAUUUACCAAAAGCUGAUGCAUUUUGAUCUUGGGCAAGACAACACCCAGCAGCUGUGCCUGCCAGACUUCCCUGCUCCCUCAGACCUCUACUGCAAGUACCUGGACUUGGUCACGUUCAUCAUACUGUACGUGGUGCCCCUGCUGGUGAUCACUGUCACCUACACCAUAGUGAGCAAGAGGCUGUGGUGGCGCAAAAUCACCAGGAACAUUAACAGCAAGCAGUGGCGCCGCAAUCAGAAGACCAUCAAGAUGCUCAUGCUGGUGGUACUUGUGUUUGCCGUCUGCUGGUUCCCCCUCAACUGCUUCAUGGUCCUCUCCGCCAGCAAUGUCAUCAGUAUCAACAACACCCUCUACUUUGCCUUCCACUGGCUCGCCAUGAGCAGCACCUGCUACAACCCCUUCAUCUACUGCUGGCUCAACAUCAAGUUCCGCACCGGGAUAAAGGCCCUGCUCCAGAUCUGUGUCUGGGAGAGGGACCCCGGCCGGGUGGACAUUCCCGCUGUGUCGCUGGAAGCAGGGAGAAGGAUUGCAUUGCCCAAGGCUGGAGGAAGGAGGAAGUCCGACGGGGAUUUGCGCAAACCUCGCCCGUUCACCUCCAGAAGGAUGUCCGAGGUCCACGGUUCGGGCAUCGAAAUGGGGAGGAUUGGGCCAACUACCUGAGCUGAAACCGAUUAACCGCCGUGUUUGCCAGCAUUGAUCUUGUGGAGCUUCGCCUGUAUCCGUGCACUAGGACUUCUAUAAAGGAUGUUGUUCGAUAUAUGGAUUUGUGAUGAAGCAGAAAACUAAUGUGUGUGAACUUUGUCUGGGUAGAAAGAUAAAUGUCGUAAAUAUUACAGCUCUAAAUAUGUUUUAACUGUAUGACUUGCUUGGCAUUUUAAUUAUCGUAAGACUACUAGUAUUUUAAGAUUAGUUUUAAAAAUAUCUGUUGUACCAGUGUCUCUCUGAUUGCUUUGUUUUGCUACAUUACUGAAUAUAUAUUACUGAAUACAAAGAACCUGAGCAGAGAUAAUCUCUUUAUCUUUGUUUUCUUUUAUUUUGGGUGUUAAUUACCUUGGCAUAGUCGGACCACAAUUCAAAAUUCUAAAUACAGAAUUAUUACAAGCUUUAUUGCUAUCCCUGGUUGGUUUCUAUGGGGUGCUUACUGUAAAUACAAGUUUAAUAUCCAAGAGCAUUGAUUUCCUUAGAUGGUUCUGUGCAAAACACUCUGAGCUGUAGGUGUUGCUUUUGAAAACUAUAGUAUAUGAAGGAGGGGGUCAGUCUGGGGGUGUGUUUGUUACCUGUUUCGCUCUGUGUUGAUCGGUAAUGUCCUUUGUAACAAAGUCAUCUUUUAAAAAAGAAAAAUGUGUUCCUUGAAUUGGAUUUAUUUGUUGAUUUAUUGUUUAAUUUGUACAAUGUGUGUUUUCUUUUUUAAACAAAUGGUUAAAGAUCUCCCACUUGUAUUCAGACUGAGCAACCUCCCUCUGUUCUGUUCUGAUGGAGAAGAGAGAGAAAGGGAGGCUCUUACACUCUCAGAUCAGUCUCUCUAUGUGCUGUACUCUUUGACCAAUAACGUUCACUGUAGAAUGCAAUGUUUGGUAUUUGUAACUAAUAAAUGGCAAA